AUGGCCUCCGCAACCGCCGAACACCCUCCACCCAUGGCCACGCUCUCUCCUGCCGAGCUGCGACACAUCACGUCCAGCAACAACCUCGCCAGUCCCGCUCGCGAACGUAGACUCUCAAACCGCAACUCACAAUACCUACGCACACAUCGCAUGGGUUCACGCUCGCCUAAUUCCAUCCCAUCGUCGCCAACGUCGGUACAUUCUUCUUCUUCUGCCAUUUUCGAGCGCGACAUAGAACCCAUUUCUGCAUCGCCAACCAGCUUCGCUCACUCCUCCGACCCCCAUCGCAUCCCUCGCGGCAAAAUAUCUGAGCAGCUCGACCAGUCCGUACCGACUGUGCUUGACAGCGCGGCAGCGAUCCUCGCUGCCACCUCGUCUGCUGACGACGACUUCGACUGUAUCUCCAUCGUAGCCCCAGCCCCGCAAGACAAUGGCUACCAGAGCGGGUUCACCAGCCCUAUCUCGCGUCUUAGCAGCCGCAGCCCGAGCCCGACAGGGGUUAACAGGAGGAGCCUUCUUUUCAGCACCAGCCCCCCCAUCCAGGGAUCUCCGCCCGUCCGCCCUGUAGUGCAUACUGCACCACCACCGCCGCCGCCGUCGACCGUCACGCAGACACCCACGUCGGCGUACUUCUCCGCCGCUUCAAGCGCGACGCCCUCCGACAUGGACUCGGCUGAGUCUUCUCCAACCACCGCGACACACCACGAGCACCCGCUUCACGGCCUGCCUCCCCCACCAGCCCCCGCCCCCGUUCCAGCCCCCGCAACAAUCACCAUCCCCAGCCUGCCCGCGUCCCACCCGCCUUCGCCGAAGAACAGCUCAAAGCGUUUGUCGUUCCUCUCAUAUAUGGACCUCCUCUCGUCCAUCCCCGCGUCGACGCUUCCGCUCUCGAGCUUCACCUCCUCGGCUGUCGCUUCCGAGCCGCCCCCGCACAUCCCCAGCGUCAUCGGGCUCCCGCAGGCCCAGGCGCAGUACGCCGCGAGCUCGAGCGCGGGCAGCAUUCACGCGUCCAGCACGUUCGAGCGCGAUGCGGCUUCGGGUAUGGUGGACGACGUCGGUGGGGAAUGGGAGCGUGAGGGCCUGGGUCGCGGAUUGGAAGAGCGCCUCGAAGCGUUGAAGCCGCCGCACCCGUUGCCGAGCAAGGCGUAA
Molecule: messenger RNA, 1149 nt
Organism: Sparassis crispa
Lineage: Eukaryota; Fungi; Basidiomycota; Agaricomycetes; Polyporales; Sparassidaceae
Exons: 3
Coding region: 1-1149 (382 amino acids)
Source: RefSeq, a predicted model, not a curated record